This is a messenger RNA of Pyricularia pennisetigena, 1071 nucleotides long. RefSeq lists its product as uncharacterized. The transcript has a single exon. NCBI's taxonomy places the organism in Eukaryota, Fungi, Ascomycota, Sordariomycetes, Magnaporthales, Pyriculariaceae. Gene Ontology annotation, molecular function: oxidoreductase activity, acting on NAD(P)H. Bases 1 to 1071 code for a protein of 356 amino acids. The record is from RefSeq and is a predicted model, not a curated record.
AUGUCGCCAACAAAAAACACCGCUUUAUACAUGGACGAGGACUGCAAGCUGUCCGUGAAGCGCAACUUUCCCGUCCCUCAACCGGAACAGAAUGAAGCCCUCGUCGAGGUCCUGUUUUCUGGCGUCAACCCCGCCGACAUCAAGCAUGGCACACAGCUGGGCAUCCGUCCGGUAGUGAUGGGGUACGAAUUUAGCGGCCGUAUUAUAUCUGCUCCAGAUAACUCGGGCUUUCGCCCAGGAGACGCGGUCGCAGGCGGCACGCCCUCGGGCCUGGGACGUCCCGCGCGCUUCGGCACGCACCAAGAUUACCUGACCUGCCCCGCGGACUUGCUGUUCCACGUGCCCACGCACCUGGCCAUGGAGCACGCAGCCUGCCUAACCGUUGUGACCAGGACGGCCGCCGACGCUCUGUACAACCUUUUCGGGCUGCCGCUGCCGGGCGCGACAGGGCGGGACGGAUUGCCCCGCGGAUCCCUCCUCGUCUGGGGCGCCGGCAGCGCCCUCGGCUGCUGCGCGGUGCAGCUCGCGCGCGCAUCUGGCGUCACCGAUAUCCUCGUCACGGCCUCGCCCGCACGCCACGACAUGCUGCGCGGCCUUGGCGCCACCCGCUGCUUCGACUACCGCCGGUCCGACGUCGAGGCCGAGCUCACGGCCAGCGUGGCCGCCGGCGCGCACCCGCCCGUCCGCUGGGCACUGGACGCUGUGGGCGCCCCGGGGGUCGGCGAUGCGCCCGGAACGGCUCAGAGGCUGCGCGCGAGCGCCCCCGACGCCGUGCUGGUCUCGGCUACCGUCCAGGGGCCCGACUUCUUGAUGCCGCUGGCGUAUCGGGAUCACGACCUGGUCAUCCAUCCCGAGGGCGCCCCGGGCCCCGUCACGAUACCCGGCGACGCGGAAAAGUCGGCCUUGGCGGCAAGAGCUCUGGCCUGGGCGGUAGAGAACUAUAACAAGGGCUUUGUGCUUCCGUCGGUGGAUGUGUUCAGCGGCGCGAGCGAGGAUGCCCUUAAAGAAUUGGAGUCUUCGGCGGCUGGUGGCCGUUUCGGCAAGUUGGCGAUAAAGCACCCUCUGCAGUAA